Messenger RNA from Columba livia (rock pigeon), 3545 nucleotides. Its product is annotated as maestro heat-like repeat-containing protein family member 2B. The record is from RefSeq and is a predicted model, not a curated record. The transcript is spliced from 15 exons. Lineage: Eukaryota; Metazoa; Chordata; Aves; Columbiformes; Columbidae. The coding region runs from base 462 to 2756 and encodes 764 amino acids. Gene Ontology annotation, cellular component: cytoplasm.
CAAGGUCCAAGUGGGAAGUGCCAGGAGGAGACAUUUCUUCCUGGAAAGGGCUGUGGGGCAUUGGAACAGGCUUCCUAGGGCAGUGGUGGAGUCACCAUCCCUGGAGGGGUUGAACAGAUGGAGAUGAGGUUCUCAGGGACAUGGGGUAGUGCCAGGGAUGGGGUAACAUUGGACUCAGUGAUCCUGAGGGUCUUUUCCAACCAAAAUGAUUCUAUGAUUCUACAAAUUGGAGUUGUCAGCAGUGUCCCUGUGCAGAGGGCAGAGACCCUCUGGUGCUGCUCUGAGGGGGCAAACAAGGACCCCGGGUGGGAGGGUUUGGGGAUGUCCCUGGGAGCUGACAUCAGGGGCUCCCCUCAUCCCAGCCCUGCUAGGCUUCUCCUUUCCCCAGGGCAUUGCGGUGGCUUUAACCUCCUCUUCCUCCCCUCCCCGUUCUCUUGUAGAACCUCGGCCACGUACUGCAGAUGCUGGGGGGAGGUCAGACCCCAACCCCACGGGGCUCAGCUCUCGCCCCCCACACCGCUGGGCACCACCAGGUCCCUGAUGUGACUGAGGAGCCUGGGCCAGCCCAUAAGGCGAAGCCAUCCCGCCCCAUGACGCUGCAGGCCCGAACCUGCCCCGCAGCUGUUCUGCGGUCCCAGCUGAGGCACGGGAGCGAGGCCCAGCGUGUGGCAACCCUGAGCCUGCUGGGAGAGCUGGCCCGCUCUGACGCUCCUGUAGCAAGGAAGAAGCUGCCCCAGGUGGUGGCAGCUGUGCAGCUGGUGUGCAACGACCCCAGCGCCCAGGUGCGGAGGGCAGUUCUGGAGUUCAUCUGGGAAUUGCUCAGCUCCGGCUCCCAGAGCUGCUGGCCACGGGAUGUGGUGGGGCACAUCUUCAGCGAGUACAGCCGGAGCUCGGGCAGACUGGCGGCAGGAGGCCUUUUUGCCUGGGAGCCCCAGGAGGACAGAGCUCUUCAGUCCCUGUGCGUGGACAUCCUGGGCUCGCUGGAUGUCACUCGGAGAGGGAUGUCCCAACUCCUGUGGCCCAGGCUGCUGCAGUACGUGGUGCCAGCCCAGUACAGCGGCGUGCUGAUCCCGCUGUCCCGCGGCCUGCGAGCCCUGCUGGAGAGACGGGAGAGAGCGGGAUGUGAGGAAGAGGAGGAGCCCGAUGCUGUGGACUCGCAGGAGCAAGGUAGGAGCCCCAGGGAGUGCUGCUGGGUUUGGAAGGGGCUCAGGCCAGUCUGUGUCUCCCUGUGCCCCAUGAACCCUGAGCAGGAGCCCAGGAAAAGCAAAGGGCAGAGUCAGGCUCUGGCUCCUGGGGAGCCGGGGGCUCCUUCCUGGCCGUGCUGGAUCUGCCUUCACCCCAUGCGGGGCAGCCUGGGGAGCCCCCGGGCCAGCACUGUGGCCGUGCAGCUGCUCUCAGCCCUGUGUGGGCCACAGGAGGUACGAGGGUCAGGCCACGGCGGGGCCUCUUCAUCUCACCAGCCUUUCCCCCUCCCCGCAGCCCGGCUGCCGGCUCCCCAGGCGCUGCUGGCUCGAACGCUGGUGCUGGCGGCGGCUCCUCACACCAGCAGCGGCCGCGCAGUCGCUGCCUUGCAGCUGCUGCAGGCCCUGCAGGGCUGGAUCUGCGGGGCCUUGGGGACAGCGUGGGCCACCGAGAUCCCCCUCCUGCUGCAGCACCUGGCAGGAAGAGCCGAGAGCUCCCUGGACUCUGCAGAGUGGGAGCAGCAUGUGCUUAAGUUCUUGCGAGCAUCCCUGAAGCUCAUUGAGGAUGAGACCUGGAGCGUGGGCCUGAGCCAGCAGCUGAGCCGGCAGCUGGGCAGCUCUGCCCCCGGCUCCUGGCAGAAGGUUUGUCUCCUGCCCCACACCGGGACUCUGCCCACGCAGGCAGUUUUCACUGCUUCACCCCCAAACUGCGCUUCCCCCCGUGCUGCCCCGGCCUGGCACUGCGGGCAGUCCCGCCUGCUCCUGGGGGAGUCGGGUCAGUCUGGGGCCAGCCCUCUCCUGACAGGUCGGGCUGUGACCGCAUCUCGGGCUCAGCCUCUUCUCGUUCAGCUUUUCCUCUACAAGGCUCUCGGGACAGCGCUGGCAGGUUGUCGGGACCUCAGCCACGUCCAAGGGCAGGUGCUGAGGUUCCUCCAGGACACAGACUCUGCGGAGCUCUCUGAGACCCAGGGGAUGAUUUCUGUGGUGUCCCAUGCUGCUGAGACCCACUUCAACCUGGUCUUGGACACAGUGACCGCUUUUACCAGAGACAGGUUUUAUGAGACUUCCACGGGCUGGAAGGCACAGCUGCCGCAGGGCACAGAGAGACCUCAGGCCACUCGUGCUGCUCUGAUGUGCGUGUACAGCGGCAUCGCUCUGCGUGCCCCCAGGGAGCAGCUGCUCGCCCGUGUGGAUAGGGAGAUCAUGGGCACCAUCCUGCAGCUCUCCAGAGUCACACAGAGGGAGAUGCAGCUCAAGCUCGCCCUGGUGCAGAGUGUCACUGAGGUCAGCUCUGCCAUCCAGACUGUGGGUGAUGCUGGCAGCUUUGAGCUGUCCUCGAAGCAGGAGGUGACACAGACCCUGCUGGACUGGAUCAAGGAGGAGCCUGCGGACUCCCUGGUGUACGGAGUGUUUCAGGCCCUGGAGGAGUUGAGCAAGCUGAGGCCAGCGCUGAGCAGGGAGGAGAACCGCAGCCUGCUGGCAGUGUGCUGCCAGGCUGUCCUGUCCUCUCCUUCCUUCCUCUUAAAUGGGGAAAACAUCUGUGAAGCUCCUGCUAGAACAGCUGCAGAGUGGUGAAGAAUGAAUGUGGGACAAAUCACGUUUAGAUGCUUCACUCCUGUCACUUUCAGUCAAUAAAGGAGCCAAAUAACAUGCUUGUGAUUUAUAAACAUUAUUUUAAUGUUCAUGGCUUUUACAUGUUACACAUCCCAGGGUCUCAACUGCUGCAGUUCAUAUAACGUACGGUGAACAGGGAGGCGCUGAGUGUCCCAAAGCACGCCUCAAAUCUGUAGGAUACUCUUACCUGGAAACCUCAUUGGACAUUUACUCUUUGGUUUCUGAGUGUGUUCAACUAGGUAGUAGUUUAUUUUUAAUGCAUCGUAUUAAAUUUAUUUUAAACCGCUUUUUUCUAAUCUGUAAAAUAUGCAAUGUGACUCAAUAUGUUUGAAUUGAAAUGAUUUGUCAGGUGACACGUAGUGGAAAUAAUCUUUAUUAUGACAGUGAUGUUUUUCUCAAGUAUUUUGCCAAGAAAAGUGAAUUUCUCAGAUUAAAUGGGUAGAAGUCAGCCAAUACCUUUUUCAAAGAAUGUGAGUUUGUCUCCACCUCUGUGACUAGUUGGAAGUAUUUGAGUAUACAUAAUGUAUACAUUAAAAACAAUUAAAGGCAUCGCUGAUGUUAUACUUGUUGUGUGUGGAUAUUUUUUCCUGUUGCUUCAUAGUGGUCCAGGCAAACUCAACAAAACACACCAGCAGAGUGUGAGUCAGUGCACCUGAAGCUGGAUCAUGUAGCCUUGAUCUUUAUCACAAGAGACGUGUGAUUCAAUCAAACUCAACGAAUAUUGCUGAACUGAUAUAUGUCCACCUGUAA